AUGAUGGGAGAUUUAGGGGAUAAUAAUAAUGGUGGAAACAAAUUGGAUCGGAAGAAAACGAUGACGAUGAACUGGGCAGGAUUAGGCGAUUUCGAAGAAGAAGAUGAUGAUAGAUUCUUCGAAACUCAUGAUCGUCUCUCUUCUGCUUUUAGUACUCUCGACAUGGCUGCUUCUUCUUCCGAUGAUGACGAAGAAGAUGAAGAGGAUUUCGAUGACUGUCGAAUCUCCUUUUCCUCCGCCGUAUCUUCCUUAACCACCGUAUCUAACGCCUCUAGAAAAUUCCGUACUCCGGCGAUGUCUCCUGAUUACGAUAUCUGGAUGGCUGCUCCUGGAUCGAUUUCUGAGCGACGUCGUCGUCUCCUCCAUGGGAUGGGUCUCGUUAGCAAUAAGGAUAUGGUCGGUGCUGUUUCGAUUCGUCGCGUUGUCUCUAAUGCGACGGCGAUUGCUAGCAAUGGUGAAGAUAAUAAGAAGACGACGAAGAACGGCGAGGUUGAGGUUAAUGUUGAUGUUCACGAGGCUCACGAUCAUGACCAUGUUCCGGUUAUGCUCGCUAGGUCGAGAUCGGAAUCGGAUAUUGAGAGGUUUUUGAUUGAGAAAAGGAGGAAAGAAGAGAUUCUAGGGAAAAUCUCGAAGCAGAGAUUAACCAGAACGUGUUCUACAAUCGGAGCUACAAGGACCAGGACGAGAAUCUGCCAGUAUCAAACCCCAAUCAGGCAAUCACCUGCGGUGGUUUGUCGAAAUCGUGGUGGUGGUAGCUCAGACGCAUUGACAUCGGUUAUGUCGACGAAAGCUAGGCUUGGUGCGUUUUUCUUGAUUAAGAAUCUUGAUACAGGGAAAGAGUUUAUAGUGAAUGAAUAUGAUGAAGAUGGAAUGUGGAAUAGGCUUAGUGAUUUACAAACGGGGAAGCAAUUAACUUUGGAGGAAUUCGAGAAAUGCGUUGGGUAUUCACCUGUUGUUAAAGAGCUUAUGCGUAGAGAGAAUGUCAACAGGAUUAACUACGAGCCUUUCAUGGAUCUUCGGAAACUCAAUUCGUAUCUUUCGAAAAGCGUGAGGCUUAGCAAGAGAAGAGGAGCUGCAUUGCUGAAGAACAUAAAAGGUGUAGCUCAUUCAAUGAGUUUAAGAGUUGCGGAUAAAGAUGUAAGCGAUGGAAGCACGGAUAGUCCUAAAAAGGCGAAAGAUCAUAAGCACGGGAAAGCGAAUCAGUGGGUGAAAGUGAGACCAACAGGGAAAUCUUACAAGGAAUUAAGCGCUUUGCAUAUGUGUCAAGAGAUUCAAGCUCACGAGAGCGCGAUUUGGACUAUCAAGUUUAGUCCGGAUGCUCAUUAUCUUGCGAGUGGUGGAGAAGAUAGAGUCAUUCAUGUAUGGGAAGUGCAAGAAUGUGAAUUAAUGUCUAUCAAUGAAGGGAGUCGUACUCCUAUUCAUCCUUCGCUUUGUGACUCUGUGGAAAGAUCAUUUGCUGGGAAUGAGAUAACUGUGGUUGAUAAGAAAAAGAAAGGAAAAGGCUCAUCAGCUAGAAGAAGCAAUCAUAUUCCUGAAUACGUACAUGUCCCUGAAACCGUCUUUUCCUUUUCGGAGAAGCCUGUUUGCUCUUUUAAGGGUCAUUUGGAUGAUAUUUUGGAUCUGUCAUGGUCCAAAUCUCAGCUUCUCCUUUCUUCUUCUAUGGACAAAACAGUCAGGUUAUGGGAUCUAGAAACCAGAACAUGUCUCAAGUUGUUUGCUCACAAUGACUACGUUACAUGUAUUCAGUUCAAUCCAGUGGAUGAAAACUAUUUCAUAAGUGGGUCACUUGAUGCAAAGAUAAGGAUAUGGAGCAUACAGGAUCGACAUGUCGUGGAAUGGAGCGAUCUUCAUGAGAUGGUCACUGCUGCUUGCUACACUCCAGACGGUCAGGGUGCGCUUAUCGGGUCACAAAAAGGAAUUUGCCGUGCUUACGAUACAGAAGAUUGUAAGCUGAAUCAAACUAGUCAGAUUGAUGUUCAGAGCCAUAAGAAAUCACAAGCGAAGAAAAAGAUCACCAGUUUUCAGUUUUCCCCGGUGAAUCCAUCCGAAGUUCUUGUCACAUCCGCUGAUUCACGGAUUAGAAUUUUAGACGGUUCUGAAGUUAUUCACAAAUUCAAAGGCUUUAGAAACACGAACAGCCAAAUCUCUGCUUCGUAUAGCCAAGACGGGAAAUACAUAAUCUGUGCGAGCGAAGACAGUCAGGUUUACCUGUGGAAAAACGACAGUAACCGAACAUCAUCAGACACAGGCAAAAGAUCAACAGUUAUGACACAAUCACACGAACAUUUUCAAUGCAAAGAUGUCUCAGCCGCUGUUCCGUGGCACGGUCAUGUUAGAGGUGAGCCACCACCGGUUCAGAUUCACUCUAAACGCCAAUCAAAACGCAUAUCCACUUCGAGCCACCCUUCAUCCGCAACAGGCUCACCUACAAAAGAAGAAACCUCGGCCGCACCACCAACUACCUCUAACAGCAAUAAGAAACCGGGACUACCUCCUAUCCCUAAGAAAACUGCUACGCAGAGUCCGAAGCGACAACAGGAGGAAGAGGCGGGACCGGAGAUAGGAAGCAGCGAGUCAUUUGGGUCCAGUAUGAACGGUUCUGAGCAGCAUUCAUCGAGGUUUGGAGAAUCUGCUUCGAUAAACACGUCAUUAAGAUUAUCUUCGUGGUCGUGGUUCGAUGGUGGGGGCCACGGUCCACAGACCAUACAGCCGACGGCUUGGGGGAUGGUGAUAGUGACGGCUACAGUCCAUGGUGAAAUCAGAUCUUAUCAAAAUUUUGGCUUACCGAGACGAAUCGGUCGCCAAACCACUCUGUUUUGA
Arabis nemorensis is the source of this 2820-nucleotide messenger RNA. Lineage: Eukaryota; Viridiplantae; Streptophyta; Magnoliopsida; Brassicales; Brassicaceae. The record is from the annotation of a GenBank genome assembly.